UGCAACGUAAAUCCACCCGCAAAGCAGCCCGCGGGAACCUUUUGCUCCUUCUGUUCCGUUCCUUUUCCUCGGCCUCGGCACUCAUCGCCACUCGUCGCGGUUGCCGCCGGUGGUGCCCCGGGCCAAUCCAAAGCUCUCUAGAGCAAGGCGGCGCACGCGCGAGGGUACGUUCUGCCUGCCGUGCUAUGGCGCGGCGGUGCCCGUGCGGGCUGCUGCUGGCCCUGGCCCUGGCGGCCGCGCUCUCGGCCGCGGGCGCGCAGGAGACGUGCUCGGGGGCCGUGCCGGCGCCGCCGCGUCGCGGGGCGCGGGUGUCCGUGGCCAGCUUCGGCGGCGCGGGGGACGGGCGGACGCUCAACACGGGCGCGUUCGCGCGCGCCGUGGCCAGCAUCGACCGCCUGCGCGCGCCCGGCGGGGCGGAGCUGUACGUGCCGCCCGGGGUGUGGCUCACGGGGCCCUUCAACCUCACCUCGCGCAUGACGCUCUUCCUCGCGCGCGGCGCCGUCAUCCGCGCCACGCAGGACACACCAAGCUGGCCUCUGAUCGGACCGCUGCCCUCAUAUGGGAGGGGACGAGAGCUGCCCGGGGGAAGGUACAUAAGUUUGAUCCAUGGCAGUGGACUCCAGGAUGUUGUUAUCACAGGUGAGAAUGGAACUAUUGAUGGUCAAGGCAGUGUGUGGUGGGAUAUGUGGAAGAAAGGUACCCUGCCCUACACAAGGCCGCACCUGCUUGAGCUGAUGAGCUCUUCCGGUAUCAUCGUCUCCAACAUUGUCUUCCAGGAUUCGCCCUUCUGGAACAUUCAUCCUGUUUAUUGCAGCAAUGUUGUGAUCAGAAAUGUGACUGUACUAGCUCCACAUGACUCUCCCAACACGGAUGGAAUUGAUCCAGAUUCCAGCAGCAACGUCUGCAUUGAGGAUUGCUACAUUUCCACGGGUGACGAUGCAGUUGCCAUCAAGAGCGGCUGGGAUGAGUAUGGAAUCGCCUAUGGCCGCCCCAGCUCCGACAUCACCGUUCGGCGGAUCACAGGCUCCUCCCCUUUUGCUGGUUUUGCGGUCGGAAGCGAGACAUCCGGUGGCGUGCAGAACGUCCUUGCAGAACACCUGAAUUUCUUCAGCUCAGGGUUCGGGAUCCACAUCAAGACCAACACCGGCAGGGGAGGCUUCAUUCGGAACAUCACUGUCUCCGACGUGACCCUGGACAACGUCCGGUACGGCCUGCGGAUCACCGGCGAUGUUGGUGACCACCCUGACGACAGCUACAACCGGAGCGCUCUACCGGUCGUCGAUACCCUAACGAUAAAGAAUGUCCAGGGGCAGAACAUCAGGGAGGCUGGGCUGAUCAAGGGCAUCACUAACUCGGCCUUCUCCCGGAUCUGCCUGUCGAACGUCAAGCUCAGCGGUGGCACGCCUGUCCGGCCGUGGAAAUGUGAGGCUGUCACUGGCGGCGCGCUCGACGUGCAACCAUCCCCGUGCACGGAACUGACUUCCACAUCCGGGACAAGCUUCUGUACAAAUUCGCUUUGAUGCUGAAGUUCGCUGCUAUAUGCUCUCCGGCAGCUAGUUCACUUCAUAUAUAGUAUAUUCUUCCCUUUUCAUAUGAAAGGUUUUUUCCCUUCAUUUUAGUAUUUCUUUUUCUCUCUAUAUAUUCUGGAAUGGAGUUUCGGAAUUUGGCUUUGUUCCUGUCAUCCUGUACAUGUUGAUGCC
Molecule: messenger RNA, 1700 nt
Organism: Setaria italica (foxtail millet)
Lineage: Eukaryota; Viridiplantae; Streptophyta; Magnoliopsida; Poales; Poaceae
Product: probable polygalacturonase
Exons: 5
Coding region: 186-1520 (444 amino acids)
Biological process (GO): carbohydrate metabolic process
Molecular function (GO): polygalacturonase activity
Source: RefSeq, a predicted model, not a curated record